Molecule: messenger RNA, 2617 nt
Organism: Sphaeramia orbicularis (orbiculate cardinalfish)
Lineage: Eukaryota; Metazoa; Chordata; Actinopteri; Kurtiformes; Apogonidae
Gene: cpa6
Product: carboxypeptidase A6
Exons: 11
Coding region: 171-1514 (447 amino acids)
Biological process (GO): proteolysis
Molecular function (GO): metallocarboxypeptidase activity; zinc ion binding
Source: RefSeq, a predicted model, not a curated record
CGACUUUGGCACCUUCUGUAUCAGAGAAGUACUGAAGUGAGACUGCUGCGCGGACACGAGAAAGUGACUUUGGUGCGCGCAACCGCACAUUUCUACUUCUGAUAAACUGGUCUGCAUCCUGCAAAAGUAACCCAGCCAGUGUCCUCCCGUCUUUGAUCUGCGGGACUAGGAUGGCUCUGGACCAUCGGAGCGUAUUUCGCGCCUCGGUUUUACUGACUUGUGUGAUAAUCUGCAGUAAUGUGUUAUGUCCAGUCGGUGCCUAUCUCUACAACAACCGCUACGCAGGUGAUCAGGUUUUUAGGAUAACUCCAAGUAACGACGAGGAGGUUCGAGCUGUCAAGAAAAUUCUGGGACACAUAAAGGUGGACCUAUGGCAGCCCAACAGCAUUUCUCUAAUUGGUCAUAAUGCCACGGUGGAUGUACACGUGAAACGCAAUGACACCCAAGGCCUUCAUGCACGGUUGAAGCAGAAGCGCAUUGAUUAUCGGGUGUUUAUCUCCAAUCUGCAGAAGGAAAUUGAAAAGCAGACAGGAUAUCGCUCCUCUCGCAAGCGGAGGUCAGAGUCUCAGUAUGACUACGAAGUUUACCACUCACUGGAAGAGAUCCAGAGCUGGAUGUUUGAAAUAAACAGAACGCACCCUGACCUGGUUACCAUGUUCUCCAUUGGGAAGUCGUAUGAGGGGAGACCACUUUAUGUGCUUCAGCUAGGAAAGAGAAGUCGUCCCCAGAAGAAAUCUGUAUGGAUCGACUGUGGCGUCCAUGCCAGAGAAUGGAUAGGACCAGCCUUCUGUCAGUGGUUCGUCAAAGAGACCCUUGGCUCAUACCAGUAUGACUCUGUGAUGAGGAGACUCCUCAACCAGCUCAACUUCUACAUCAUGCCUGUUUUCAAUGUGGAUGGAUAUCAUUUUAGCUGGACAACAGAUCGGUUCUGGAGAAAAACACGGUCCAAAAAUCACAAAUUCCACUGCCGAGGAGUGGACGCUAACAGAAACUGGAAAGUGAAAUGGUGUGAUGAAGGUGCUUCCUCUCACCCCUGUGAUGACACCUACUGUGGCCCCUACCCCGAGUCUGAACCUGAAGUUAAAGCAGUCGCCAACUUCCUGCGCAAGCACAAGAAGCGGGUCAAAGCGUACAUAUCCAUCCACGCCUACGCCCAAAUGCUACUCUACCCAUAUUCCUAUAAAUACGCCACUAUCCCCAACUUUGACUGUGUGGAAUCAGCAGCUCAUAAUGCAGUGACAGCCCUGUACUCUGCUUAUGGCGUGAGAUAUAGAUACGGACCUGCUUCCACCACCUUAUACGUCAGCUCAGGCAGUUCCAUAGACUGGGCCUAUCGGAACGGUAUCCCUUAUGCGUUUGCAUUCGAGUUGAGAGAUACAGGAUAUUUCGGCUUCCUCCUGCCUGAAUCCCUGAUCAACCCGACCUGCACUGAGACCUUAAGGGCAGUGAAGGCCAUCGCUUCAGGUCUACUGAAGAAAUGUGAGACGAACAGGGACAGAUUUCCAUAUAUAUGACUGCAGUGAGAGCCACGGAGUUCCACUCUCACAUCUACUUAUCUCCACACCUCAUAUUCUUAUGAUAUUUCACGCUCCUCCCAGGUAUUAUCCAGUGAAGAGCUGAAGGACCAGCAAAGCAUAUUUCUGUUUAGCUUGUUGACCGUAUUUACAUCUUCUGAUAUGACAUUAACUGAUGGUGGUGGGUUUUUUUUAAUGCCAAAUACCACGGAUCCUGUUAUGCACCAGGAUUUUACUUAAGAUCUUAUGUACAGUGUCAGAGCAUUACAAUGGGUCAGUGGGCCAUGACAAGCUCCAUGCAAAUUCAGUGUACUGGGUUUAAAUCUAGCCCACGACCUUCGAAGGAUGUAAUCCUUUCCACUAAUAAAAAAAGAAGAAGAAAAAAGUGGUUAUGUAAGCACUUGUCAUGUUACAGCAGCACUUUUAGAGAAGCAGGUCCCUCGGUUUCUCAAAAAUGUGUUAACGUGAGUAAAGUUAACAACUGUUUUUAAUCAACCAUAUCUUUAUUUUUGUAUUUUAUUUGCUCUCUAUUUGGAAUCAUUCUAUACUAAGUGCCAGGUUAGACUUCACUUUUAAUGUAUGAAUGCCUUUAUUACUGCAAAACUGUUGUGUAUGAAAUAUGCUAACGCCAUUCUAAUGUUUGGUUGAAUUUGCGAUGCCUUUAUCUGACAUUUAAUUGACUUUAAUCUGAAUUUUCUUCAAGUGUGACCCAUCAGUUCCAUAGAGUGCUGUGUCUUUACUCAGGUAUGAGUCAACGACAAUGUCAGAAAUGUUUACUUGUGACAGAUUUUAUGUGUGUAAUAUGAGAUUUUUUUAUAUAUAUGUACUGUAUAUAUAUGUAUACUAUCUGACUUUAAUUAAAGAUGUUAAAACACCACAAUCCAUUGUCAUUGUGUCAUAUUAUCCUCUCUGUUCUGGAUUGUUAAAAUAAAUAUGGUGCUUUUGAAAUUCACAAAUGUUAAAAUAAUGUCAUUUAUUGUCAUCUUUAUGAUAUUAAUCUGCUAUUACUCUUGUGUCUCUAAUAGGAAGUCUAACAUUUUUUCAUUUCUUUUUACCAUAAACUUGUAUUAUGUAUUAUUUGUAGCCUUCUUGCAAAAUAAAAC